AUGAGGGUUGGACAAGGCAAGAAGCAUGGGCGGUACUGGCUUGGCGAUGGCGUCCUCGAUUCCACCCAGGUUCCCUCUCUCUCCCAGAUCCGAGCUGAAACCCCGAGCGGAGGCCCGGCCAUACGCCAACGGUCGUCCCCUUCACAGCAGAAGAUUGUGGCACUCGAGGCCGAGAACAAGAGGCUCAAUGAGAAGGUAGCAAACCAUGCCAAGCAGCUGGCCGAAAUUAAGGCGUUCCUCCAGAGUCAGAAUGGGGGGGCUUUGUUAAGUCCUCAUGCGAGUCCUUCUCAGUCAACCGUGGGUUCGAAUAACCCACCUCAACUGCAAGCAGGCGACCGAUCUAUGCCUUCGCCAGGCCAUGCCAGGCAAAUUGCUUCACCAGACGACUAGUUUCCCGUCAACCUCUAGUUUGCUUUCCCUUUUCGCCGCUUGAUGGACAUGUAUAUUGGACAUAUUCUGCUUGUGUGAGACAUGUUUCGUUUGAUGGACAUGUUAUGUUUGGACAUGUCGAUGUUCGAUGAACAUAUUAUGGUUGAUGUGAUAUAUAUGUGCCAUAUUGUGUUUGUGAUGUCAAAUAUGUGUCAUGUAUAUUGUAUGUGAUUUGUUUGUGAACACAGAAAUAAAAUAAAAAAAUUAUAUA
Molecule: messenger RNA, 640 nt
Organism: Sorghum bicolor (sorghum)
Lineage: Eukaryota; Viridiplantae; Streptophyta; Magnoliopsida; Poales; Poaceae
Exons: 3
Coding region: 1-390 (129 amino acids)
Source: RefSeq, a predicted model, not a curated record